Molecule: messenger RNA, 2831 nt
Organism: Boleophthalmus pectinirostris (great blue-spotted mudskipper)
Lineage: Eukaryota; Metazoa; Chordata; Actinopteri; Gobiiformes; Gobiidae
Product: keratin-associated protein 10-4-like
Exons: 5
Coding region: 612-2003 (463 amino acids)
Source: RefSeq, a predicted model, not a curated record
AGAUGUGUGUCAGGUGCCCUCUCGUGUGUGUCAGGUGUCGUGUGUGUCAGAUGUCGCGUGUGUGUCAGGUGUCGUGUGUGUCAGGUGUCAUGUGUGUCAUGUGUGUGUCAGGUGUCGGGUGUGUCAGGUGUCAUGUGUGUGUCAGGUGUCGUGUGUGUCAGGUCUCAUGUGUGUGUCAGGUGUCGUGUGUGUCAGGUGUCAUGUGUGUGUCAGGUGUCGUGUGUCAGGUGUCGUGUGUGUGUCAGGUGUCAUGUGUGUCAUGUGUGUGUCAGGUGUCGUGUGUGUCAGGUGUCAUGUGUGUGUCAGGUGUUGUGUGUGUGUCAGGUGUCAUGUGUGUGUCAGGUGUCGUGUGUGUGUCAGGUGUCGUGUGUGUCAGGUGCCCUCUCGUGUGUGUCAGGUGUCGUGUGUGUCAGAUGUCGCGUGUGUGUCAGGUGUCGUGUGUGUCAGGUGUCGUGUGUGUCAGGUGUCAUGUGUGUCAUGUGUGUGUCAGGUGUCGGGUGUGUCAGGUGUCAUGUGUGUGUCAGGUGUCGUGUGUGUCAGGUGUCGUGUGUGUCAGGUGUCAUGUGUGUGUCAGGUGUCGUGUGUGUCAGGUGUCGUGAGUGUCAGGUGUCAUGUGUGUGUCAGGUGUCGUGUGUGUCAGGUGUCGUGUGUGUGUCAGGUGUCAUGUGUGUCAUGUGUGUGUCAGGUGUCGUGUGUGUGUCAGGUGUCAUGUGUGUGUCAGGUGUCCUGUGUGUGUCAGGUGUCAUGUGUGUGUCAGGUGUCAUGUGUGUGUCAGGUGUCAUGUGUGUCAGGUGUCAUGUGUGUGUCAGGUGUCGUGUGUGUCAGGUGUCGUGUGUGUGUCAGGUGUCAUGUGUGUCAUGUGUGUGUCAGGUGUCGUGUGUGUGUCAGGUGUCAUGUGUGUGUCAGGUGUCGUGUGUGUGUCAUGUGUCAUGUGUGUCAUGUGUGUGUCAUGUGUCGUAUGUGUCAGGUGUCAUGUGUGUCGUGUGUGUCAGGUGUCAUGUGUGUCAGGUGUCAUGUGUGUCUGUGUGUGUCAGGUGUCAUGUGUGUCAGGUUUCAUGUGUGUCUGUGUGUCUCAGAUGUUGUGUGUGUCAGGUGUCAUGUGUGUCAUGUGUGCCAGGUGUCGUGUGUGUUAUGUGUGUCAGGUGUCAUGUGUGUCUGUGUGUGUCAGGUGUCUUGUGUGUGUCAGAUGUCGUCUGUGUCAGGUGUCAUGUGUGUCAGGUGUCAUGUGUGUCUGUGUGUGUCAGGUGUCUUGUGUGUGUCAGAUGUCGUGUGUGUCAGGUGUCAUGUGUGUCAGGUGUCAUGUGUGUUGUCAGGUGUCAUGUGUGUCAUGUGUGUGUCAGGUGUCAUGUGUGUCAGGUUUCAUGUGUGUCUGUGUGUGUCAGGUGUCGUGUGUGUCUCAGAUGUUGUGUGUGUCAGGUGUCAUGUGUGUCGUGUGUGUCAGGUGUCAUGUGUGUCGUGUGUGUCAGGUGUCAUGUGUGUCAGGUGUCGUGUGUGUGUGUCAGAUGUCGUGUGUGUCAGGUGUCGUGUGUCAGGUGUUGUGUGUGUGUCAGAUGUCGUGUAUCAGGUGUCACGUGUGUCAGGUGUCAUGUGUGUGUCAGGUGUCAUGUGUGUCUGGUGUCGUGUGUGUGUCAGGUGUCAUGUGUGUCAGGUGUUGUGUGUGUCAGGUGUCGUGCGUGUGUCAGGUGUCUCGUGUGUGUCAGGUGUCAUGUGUGUCAGGUGUCAUGUGUGUCAGGUGUCGUGUGUGUCAGGUGUCAUGUGUGUCAGGUGUCGUGUGUGUGUCAGGUGUCGUGUGUGUGUCAGGUGUCGUGUGUGUCAGGUGUCGUGUGUGUCAGGUGUCAAUGUGUGUCGUGUGUGUGUGUGUGUGUCAGGUGUCGUGUGUGUGUCAGGUGUUGUGUGUGUCAGGUGUCGUGUGUGUGUCAGGUGUCAUGUGUGUCAGGUGUCGUGUGUGUCAGGUGUCAUGUGUGUGUCAGGUGUCGUGUGUGUCAGGUGUCAUGUGUGUGUAAGGUGUCAUGUGUGUCGUGUGUGUGUCAGGUGUCGUGUGUGUGUCAGAUGUCGUGUGUGUCAGGUGUCAUGUGUGUCAGGUGUCGUGUGUGUGUCAGGUGUCAUGUGUGUCAGGUGUCAUGUGUGUGUCAGGUGUCAUGUGUGUCAGGUGUUGCGUGUGUCAGGUGUCGUGCGUGUGUCAGGUGUCACGUGUGUCAGGUGUCGUGUGUCUGUCAGGUGUCGUGUGUGUCAGGUGUCGUGUGUGUCAGUUGUCGUGUGUGUGUCAGGUGUCGUGUGUGUCAGGUGUCAUGAGUAUGUCAGGUGUCCUGUGUGUCAGGUGUUGCGUGUGUCAGGUGUCGUGCGUGUGUCAGGUGUCGCGUGUGUCAGGUGUCGUGUGUGUGUCAGGUGUCGUGUGUGUUUCAGGUGUCAUGUGUGUCAGGUGUCGUGUGUGUGUCAGGUGUCGUGUGUGUGUCAGGUGCCGUGUGUGUCAGGUGUCGUGUGUGUGUCAGGUGUCGUGUGUGUCAGGUGUCGUGUGUGUGUCAGGUGUCGUGUGUGUCAGGUGUCAUGAGUAUGUCAGGUGUCCUGUGUGUCAGGUGUUGCGUGUGUCAGGUGUCGUGCGUGUGUCAGGUGUCGCGUGUGUCAGGUGUCGUGUGUGUGUGUCAGGUGUCGUGUGUGUUUCAGGUAUCAUGUGUGUCAGGUGUCGUGUGUGUGUCAGGUGUCGUGUGUGUGUCAGGUGCCGUGUGUGUGUCAGGUGUCGUGUGUGUGUCAGGUGUCGUGUGUGUCAGGUGUCGUGUGUGUGUCAGGUGUCGUGUGUGUCAGGUGUCAUGUGUGUCAGGUGUCGUGUGUGUCAG